AUGUCUGGUGAGAGACCUCAUAGCAUUGUCAUGUCUGGUGAGAGACCUCAUAUCUUUGUCAUGUCUGGUGAGAGAUCUCAUAUCUUUGUCAUGUCUGGUGAGAGACCUCAUAGCAUUGUCAUGUCUGGUGAGAGACCUCAUAGCAUUGUCAUGUCUGGUGAGAGACCUCAUAGCAUUGUCAUGUCUGGUGAGAGACCUCAUAGCAUUGUCAUGUCUGGUGAAAGACCUCAUAGCAUUGUCAUGUCUGGUGAGAGACCUCAUAGCAUUGUCAUGUCUGGUAAGAGACCUCAUAGCAUUGUCAUGUCUGGUGAGAGACCUCAUAGCAUUGUCAUGUCUGGUGAGAGACCUCAUAUCUUUGUCAUGUCUGGUGAGAGACCUCACAGAGCGGUGACGUCUGAUGAGAGACCUCAUAGAGCUGUCAUGUCUGGUGAGAGACCUCAUAUCCUCCAUAGCCCAUGGCUGGUCCCCGUGACGUUUGAUGAUGUGGCCGCGUAUUUUUCGGAGGAUGAGUGGAAAGAUCUGGAGGAGUGUCAGAAGGAGCUGUACAAGGACAUGAUGAAGGAGAAUUAUGAAGCUCUCAUUUCCUUGGAGGACGGGCCAGUGAACGAGAAGGAAAAGACCAGCUUGAAGUACAGCGAUAAAUUAGACAGCGUUGAGCCUUCCCCACUCCCAGCGCUGGGUCCAUCUUCAUCGUGCCCGGAGAUUGAGGAUGAGUGCAGCAGCCAGACAGCGCCCAGCAGGUCCCACCCGAACAAGGCUUCCAGCAAAGCCGAGGAUGUCUCGCCCUAUGAAGAAAGCUUUAGCCCCAGCACCACCCAGACCGACUCCGCCAAGGACGAUGGAGAGAGACUGUACCAGUGCACGGAGUGUAGCAAGAACUUCCGAAAGCGGGACAGCCUGAAGCGUCACCAGCAGACGCACACCGGGGAGCGCCCCUACAACUGCAUCGAGUGCGGGAAGAGCUUCAUACAGAAGCAGCACCUGGUCACUCACCUGAGGACCCACACGGGGGAGAGGCCCUACAAAUGUGAGGAGUGCGGGAAGAGCCUGAGCACUAACGAGCGGCUGAAGAUCCACCAGAGAAUCCACACCGGGGAGAGGCCCUACAAGUGCGGCGACUGCGGGAAGAGCUUCAGGGCCCACCGCGUGCUCAAGGUUCAUCAGCAGACUCACACCGGGGAGAGGAUCCACAAGUGUGAGGACUGUGGCAAGCGGUUCCGGCACAAGCAGACCCUCAUGGCCCACCAGAGGAGUCACUCCGGGGAGACCUCCUACUGCUGCAGUGAGUGCGGGGAGAGCUUCCGCACCUUCAAGCACCUUAAGUUCCACCAGAAGAUGCAUCGUGGGGAGAAGCCACACGAGUGCGAGGACUGUGGGAAAAGCUUCCGGAAGCGGGAGCAUCUCAGACGCCACCAGCAGAUCCAUACCGGUGAGCGACCUUUCUCCUGCGAGGAGUGCGGCAAGGGCUUUAUCCAGAAACAUCACCUUGUGAGACACCAGAGGACUCACUCCGGGGAGAGACCCUUCACUGUGGUAAUCGUAGAGGAAUUCCCUUACACCAACUCCUCCACCGGCUCAUGCCGGGGCAGCCCCCACAUCUGCAGUGAGUGUGGCAAGAGCUUCACCACCUACGAGCACCUGAAACGCCACAACAGGAUUCACACGGGGGAGCGGCCCAACAAGUGCGCAGACUGCGGGAGGACCUUCAAGUCUCAGAAACUCCUCAAGGCACAUAAAAAAGCGCAGGAUGAGGAGACCGGUCUCUGCCGGGACGAAGACAGCGAGAACAGCGAGAGCCAGCGGGCAGCGCCAGGCGAAAAGCCAUUCGAGUGCGGAGAGUGCGGCAAAACUUUCCGCUUCCUAAAGCACUUAAAGUUCCAUUUGCACACUCACACCGGCGAGAGGCCCUUCAAGUGCGAGUCCUGCCAGAAGACCUUCCGGAAACGGGACUGCCUGAAGAGGCAUCAGCAGAUACACACGGGGGAGAGGCCCUUCACCUGCGCAGACUGCGGCAAGGGCUUCAUCCAGAAGCAGCACCUGGUGAGACACCAGAGGACUCACACCGGCGAGCGUCCUUACAUCUGCAGCGAAUGUGGGAAGACCUUCAGCACCUGUGAGCACCUCAAAAUACACGGUCGCACCCACACCGGGGAGAAACCCUACAAGUGCAACGACUGUGGCCAGAGCUUCCGCAAGAGAGAGUACCUCAAGUGCCACCAGCAGACGCACACCGGGGAGAGGCCCUUCACCUGCUCCGAGUGUGGGAAAAGCUUUAUCCAGAAGCACCACCUUAUUGCACAUCUACGCACGCACACCGGGGAGAGACCUUACCAGUGCAACGACUGCGGCAAGACUUUCAGGCAUAAGCAGAAUCUGACUACACACCAGAAGACACAUGGGAUCGGCUUAUGAGACCGAUGUGGCUUACUGCUAGCUCGGUUGUGUUCCGCUCCUGUCUUCUCAUUGUUUGGUGGCCUCUGCGGAUCUGGAGAACACGUUUUCCCUUAUAAGCUUAUUGUCCUGUCCUUACAGUAUAACAGCGCCACCUUACGAGUGCAGCGUAAUGACCAUGGAUGGAACACAGGUUGGCGCUGGCUUCGGUGAGUUCAGCCCUAUUUGCCACUAGUACGUAUUAGGAACGUACGGUUCUCAAGCAGGAUCUCUCCUGGAUGGCUCUUAUUUUUUCUUAUAUAACAGAGGCAAAAAUAAAUUAUAUUUUCUGACCCAUGGCGGCCAAUAGAGUAACAUUUAGGAGGGAGGUGGGAUGUGCCAAGUGUAAAGUUCUGUCUUAAUAUUCUUCCACUUGUAUGAUGAAGACUUUGCGCUGUUGUGUAGCGAGCAGAUUGGCAUGGGGCGCCCGCCUCACCCAUCGGAUAUAGUGGCGAGGCCCUGGCACUCAUGCUCUCAGACUGGUUAUCGAGGUGCCGUUGGGCAGAUUGUGGGCGUGAAAGGGGAGAUGUGAACGGCGUGCCAGCCAAUGCAGGUGAUAUAUGCCCUUCUGGUGCUAGCCCGUGUAUACAGAACAGACAUUAUUAUCACGGUGCAACCUCACACACAGCAAAGGCACCAGUGUCUCCCGGCACAGUAUUUACCUAUGGUUACAGGAUAUAAUGGCUGUGUCCAGCCUUAGGGGAGGAAAUUGCUGAGGGUCCACCAAGCGGCCAUUAUUUAUAUACAACAUAGUGUUUACCCCACGCUCCCUUUCCUCUCAUUCCUGCCACCGUCCUUUUAUGUUAGGUGGCACUGGGCAUAGCCUGGCGAUGCGGCACUUACUGCAGGCGUGAUCAGAGCUUCUGCAGAACCUCUUCCUGGGUCACGCACUGGGCAUAGCCUGGCGAUGCGGCACUUACUGCAGGCGUGAUCAGAGCUUCUGCAGAACCUCUUCCUGGGUCACGCACUGGGCAUAGCCUGGCGAUGCGGCACUUACUGCAGGCGUGAUCAGAGCUUCUGCAGAACCUCUUCCUGGGUCACGCAUUGGGCAUAGCCUGGCGAUGCGGCACUUACUGCAGGCGUGAUCAGAGCUUCUGCAGAACCUCUUCCUCGGUCACGCACUGGGCAUAGCCUGGCGAUGCGGCACUUACUGCAGGCGUGAUCAGAGCUUCUGCAGAACCUCUUCCUGGGUCACGCACUGGGCAUAGCCUGGCGAUGCGGCACUUACUGCAGGCGUGAUCAGAGCUUCUGCAGAACCUCUUCCUGGGUCACGCACUGGGCAUAGCCUGGCGAUGCGGCACGUACUACAGGCGUGAUCAGAGCUUCUGCAGAACCUCUUCCUGGGUCACGCACUGGGCGUGAUCAGAGCUUAUGCAGGGGGGGUGUUGGGGUGGGGGGUAUUAUUAUUUUACAUCUUCCCGACAGAAGAAAUGCACCCAAGACAUAACACUCAGUAUUAGGAUGGGUUAAAUAAGUAAAAAAUAAUAAUAAUACUAAGAGUUUUACUUAUCUGGAACCAGAGGUUGACCCACUGGGGUUCCGCAGAAGCCUUCAGUGGUUCUGCUGAUUAGUGCUCUGCGCUAUACUACUCUCUAAUGCUCUGCUCUGUGCUCCUCUACUCUAUACUACUCUGCUCUGUACUGCUCUAUGCUGGUCUGUACCACUUUGCUCUAUAAUGCUCUACUCUGUACUAUUGCUCUGCUCUAUACUACUCUGCUCUAUGUUCUUCUACUCUCUAAUGCUCUGCUCUAUGCUCAUCUACUCUAUAAUGCUCUGCUCUAUGCUUCUGUACUCUAUACUGCUCUGUACUGUACUGCUCUAUGUUCUUCUACUCUAUAAUGCUCUGCUCUAUGCUUCUCUACGUACUCUAUACUGCUCUGUACUGUACUGCUCUGCUCUAUGUUCUUCUACUCUAUAAUGCUCUGCUCUAUGCUUCUGUACUCUAUACUGCUCUGCUCUGUACUGUACUGCUCUGCUCUAUGCUCAUCUAUUCUAUACUGCUCUAUGCUGGUCUAUACCACUUUGCUCUAUAAUGCUCUGCUCUAUGUUGUUCUAUACUGCUCUAGUCCACAUUGCUCUGCAUUGCUCUGCUCUUGUGUACUGCACAGUGCAUGCUAAGUGGACACUGCAGCAUCAACGUUACUGUUAUCUUUUUGCUAUCGGUACAAAGCAGAACAGUACAGAGCAGAGCAUUGCAGCAAUACAGAGCAGUACAGAGCAGAACAGUACAAAGCAGAGCAUUGCAGCAAUAUAGAUCAGUACAGAGCAGAGCAUUGCAGCAAUAUAGAGCAGUACAGAGCAGAACAUUGCAGCAAUAUAGAGCAGUACAGAGCAGAACAUUGCAGCAAUAUAGAGCAGUACAGAGCAGAACAGUACAAAGCAGAGCAUUGCAGCAAUAUAGAUCAGUACAGAGCAGAGCAUUGCAGCAAUAUAGAGCAGUACAGAGCAGAACAUUGCAGCAAUAUAGAGCAGUACAGAGCAGAACAUUGCAGCAAUAUAGAGCAGUACAGAGCAGAACAGUACAAAGCAGAGCAUUGCAGCAAUAUAGAGCAGUACGAGCAGAACAGUACAAAGCAGAGCAUUGCAGCAAUAUAGAUCAGUACAGAGCAGAGCAUUGCAGCAAUAUAGAGCAGUACAGAGCAGAACAGUACAAAGCAGAGCAUUGCAGCAAUAUAGAGCAGAACAUUGCAGCAAUAUAGAGCAGUACAGAGCAGAACAGUACAAAGCAGAGCAUUGCAGCAAUAUAGAUCAGUACAGAGCAGAGCAUUGCAGCAACAUAGAUCAGUACAGAGCAGAACAGUACAAAGCAGAGCAUUGCAGCAAUAUAGAGCAGUACAGUACAAAGCAGAGCAUUGCAGCAAUAAAGAGCAGUACAGUACAAAGCAGAGCAUUGCAGCAAUAUAGAGCAGUACAGUACAAAGCAGAGCAUUGCAGCAAUAUAGAGCAGUACAGUACAAAGCAGAGCAUUGCAGCAAUAUAGAGCAGUACAGUACAAAGCAGAGCAUUGCAGCAAUAUAGAGCAGUACAGUACAAAGCAGAGCAUUGCAGCAAUAUAGAGCAGUACAGAGCAGAACAGUACAAAGCAGAGCAUUGCAGCAAUACAGAGCAGUACAGAGCAGAACAGUACAAAGCAGAGCAUUGCAGCAAUACAGAGCAGUACAGAGCAGAACAGUACAAAGCAGAGCAUUGCAGCAAUACAGAGCAGUACAGUACAAAGCAGAGCAUUGCAGCAAUAAAGAGCAGUACAGUACAAAGCAGAGCAUUGCAGCAAUAUAGAGCAGUACAGUACAAAGCAGAGCAUUGCAGCAAUAUAGAGCAGUACAGAGCAGAACAGUACAAAGCAGAGCAUUGCAGCAAUAUAGAGCAGAACUGAGCGGAACUAUUCCAGGCUUUUGGGGGACCCCCUGACAGCAGAUUUGCAUCUGUACCCAAUAAGAAUGGUCCCCGCCCAAUACUAUGUAUGAAGCUUUGGGGGGAGAUCUUCUCUAAGUUGACCUUUCGUGACCUGUGAGCUGUAACCAGGAUGUUGCGGGCGCUAUGACCCCUGGGGGGUACACUGAGAUGAUGCACCCCUGCACACGGUGCCGUCUUCCUCUGCCUGCGUCUCAUUGCUGCUGCACGUUCUGUGGCCCCUGGGUGGCCACUAAUCAUUCCACCAUGUGUGGACGGGGCCCUUGCUGGAUCAUGCCCCGCACAUGCAUGAUAAGCAGGUGGCCCCUGUGUGUAGCCGCGGGGCCCAGGACAGUAGCGCCGGUUACUGACACCUGUGCUGGAAUUUGCAGCGAUCUGGACAGUUAGCGGCGUCUCAGUACCUGAAACAGAACUAUACGUCGUGUGUGGCUUCCAUACUGUACUUCCAUAUGUCCAGCACUUAUACCGGUGACAGCGGAAGUCUGUGGUACAUGGUGUAAUGUGUAGUGGGUGUACUGGGUCAGCUAGAGUCUGGUGUAUCAGCAUGGAACCUGCCUAUUCCCCCCGGGAUAUAGUUAUGUGGCCAUUCCCACCAUUGCUUUCUCCUCACCCAUGUUACUUUAUUCUACAUUAACCAUAGCUGCCGACAUCCCCCCUUCCACACAGCGACAUGCUAAUAGGGUCUCCUCAGGACCUGCCACCAUUGUAUUACUGUAUACCUCCCUUCUGUUACUCCUAUACCGGGAGCAUACCUGCGCAGGUGCCCUGGGAAUAAUAGGUGUAAGAGCCUCAACACUUGUCUCUUCCAGUACUGAGUGUAAGCUCUACAGACAACAAACCCCACAACGUUCCUCAGAGAGAGAGCUAUAGCCUGUUCCUCAAUCACCACUAGCCUAGAUCUACGGGAUAUAUAUAUAUAUAUAUAUAUAUAUAUAUAUAUACUGUAUAUAUAUAUACACACACACACAUGAAGCUUAUUGACUAAGAUGUUGCAUACAGAACAUGCGUGUGUCAUACAGCUGCUGCUAUGUAAACCUCAUUGUGUUACUUUGGGAAGAAUUACGCUGCUUGCCGCUAAUCUCCAUGUUACAAUCGCUCUGAUGUCUGGCGGUUUGUCCGUUGUCACCGGGCGCCAGCGCUGUGUAAUCGGGCGCUGGGCACUGCCACCUGGACGAGCCGUACGGCAAUGGCGCAGUGUUUUCCAGUAUUUCCAGUGCAAUGUGACCAUGUAGCUGCGCGCUGUGGGAAGGGUUGCGCAGUAUUUUCUCCCCACAAACUUACAUAGGGGCCAUUUAUCAACGAGUGAUAAAACUCGCUGGGAAUGAUAAAACUCGUUGCGUAUCAUAGCGCCCCAGCCAAUCAGCUCCCAACUGUCAUUUUUCAAACACAUGACGGUCAGGAGCUGAUUGGCUGGAGCACCAUAUAUCAUACGCAAUAAGUUUUAUCACUCGUUGAUAAAUAAGCCCCUUUGGCCCAGAUUUAUCAAGACUUGGAGAAUGAUAAAUUACACGGUGUUAAUGUACCAGCCAAUCAGCUCAUGACUGUCAUUUUUCAAACACAGCCAGUAACAUGACAGUUAGGAGCUGAUUGGCUGGUGCUUUAUCACUGUGUAAUUUAUCACUCUCCAAGGCUUGAUAAAUCUGGGUCAUUUGUUAAAGAGACUGGGAAAAUUGUAAUAUGUAAGGGGUCCAUUUAUCAAUGAGUGAUAAAACUCAUUGCGGAUGAUAAAUGGUGCUCCAGCCAAUCAGCUCACAACUGUCAUGUGUUCAGCUCUCAACUGUCAUGUGAAAUGACAAUUAGGAGCUGAUUGGCUGGGGCACCAUUUAUCAUGCGCAACGAGUUUUAUCUAACGAGUGUGUAUGAAAUGUUCUCCGGCUUAUUAGGCCUUUGUGCAAUAACGUUUGUGUGUAAGGACGCAGGGGGGCUCAUUUACAGGUGGACGUAUUUGCCCUGGGGUAUUUAUAUGUAUUUGCUGAGCCGGGCGAGCCUCCGGCGUAACAUGGCGACGUAGAGAGUGCGUACUGAUGCCUACACGUCUACUGCUGCCAGAAAUACUCGCAGGUCACAAUAAGCCGCUGUGCGUCCAGCUGUACACCGGCCCGCGCCUGUCUGCGUGGCCACACUCGAAAAUAAGAAACAAAUAAUAUGUUUUCCUUAGUAUACGGUGUCAGCGUUACAUGCGCAGGAAGAGCGAGGUCACAUCUCCGGCAAUCACAGUGACGCGUGUGUGCGCUGUGUCUAUCUUGUAUAGAAGAAUUGUAUGAAGCGGAAAGUGUGACGGUCACAGAUAUUGUUCCUGGCGGUUCUGUAGACAUUGAGCGUCGCACUUUUAUCCUGUUCUGUUUAUUUAGCGGAUUAUGGGGCUGAUUCUGAGGUGGCCGGAGCAGCGUCUUCUGGCGGUCGUCUGUCUGUGACUUUAUGCAAUUGCCGCUGCACCCUCCUUCCCUGGCGUACACCCGCGGCCUGAAUGUGCCAGGUCUGAGACACCCACUGCCAGCGUCCUAACACGCAGUAAUAACACUUGGUGCCUCCUUAGACGCCACCAGUCCUGUGCCCGAACCGGUUUCUCCAUCCCAUCCGGGCCUCCUGUGUGAGCGGGGGAACGUCCGUGUACACAGCCGCUGUCACUGGCACUGCCAUAACGCGCACAUAAGAUGGGCCUUCUCCAUGCAUGCGUUAAGCCGCCUCCCUGUCACCGCUCAGGAUCACCCAAUACAUUUUCAUUCCGCCUCUCCCUGCGUGCGUCUAUAAUCGCAGCUGCGUCUCUGCGCAGACACAGGACGCAGGUGCGGUGUGACCUAGAUACUGCGCUGACAUCGGCAGUGCACCCACCUCUGCUUCAGGCCCUGUAUAGCACGCACAAUGCGCUGAGCCUUACUGCAGGGAUGAUGUAUAGACGGUUACGCUGGAGCUGCAGCGCUCUGACAGUGUUACGUCCACCCCCGUUCUGUUCUGUAUACAGUGAUAGGUCUCGGGGUGGCACUGCCCGCCGCUCUGUAUGGCUGUGUCGCAUUCGCUGAUGUGGGUACUCCCAGUGCUGUGAGCCCCACAGUCCAGGACCUGACUGACAGCCAGUAUUAGGAAGCAGGACCACUGCUCUUCCAUAUAAUAACCAUGUCUGUGCACUAGGAGGAGGGGGCAGCAGGCCCCUAUACUUCCUUCACAUAAGGGGGCAAUUGUCCUCCAUAGGAGCCGGGGUACAGUCUCUAACGUUUAACCCUGUGCUGACCACAGCUGCGUGGUACAACGUCACAGCCCAUAAUGUAAGGGUGUAGGGUCAGGGUCUGUACCCCCCUGUAUAAAUGCUUGUUCCAGAAAAAUGAGUCCCAGCAUGCAAUGCCAGCCUCUAGCACAUGCUUACUCUCUCUUUGGCAGGGCAUGCUGGGACAAGUGGUUCCACAACAGCACGGCGUAUAAUGCAGCUCUGCCCCGGUCUCACUGUCCAGGAAGCCGUCCUUAAUUAACAUGUAAAACAGAAGCUUUGAUCCCUGUAUUUUUGUCUUUAUCCUGCAUGAACCCAUCUGCCCCUGACAGUGCAGCCCCCACCCCCCUGUGGUGUGUCUGUGGUAUGUUACGUGGGCCUCAUACGUGGUGUGUCUGUGGUAUGUUACGUGGUCCUCAUACGUGGUGUGUCCAGAGGUGCAGACACUGCUACAUAUCCAGUCACAUAUGACGUCAGUCUGUGUGCGCAGCGUGUUCUGUCCCACCUGUUGUGGUCAGUCAGUAUUUAGAGCUAAUAAACCCAUUUAGAUGUGAGCGGCCAAACAGGCAUCUGUCACUUAUGUGCAAAGGGCCUAAAUUAUGAAGUGAAGCUCAAAUCACUUUGGUUUUAUACCAUUGGGCCUAGCUGGUCCGGCCUGUGCAUUAGCCAGUGCCCAUGUGAUGCGGCGGUAGGACCUCCAUUUAUCUGGCUGUGUCCUGCAGAGAGAAUCCAGUGCUGACGCGUUUCGCUCUCCUGCAUUCCCGAAGGAAGCCGUAAAUGCCCCGAUCUGUGGGGAUCCCGCGCAGAGACAAUCAAUAUUCCAGAUCUACACUCCCUUCUGCCAAAAUUCAGCUGUAUAAAUGGAUUUAAACACCCAAAACACCCCACAACUCAUUUGUUUUCCUGCCUGGGGGCGGCCAUAUUGGCCGCCUCACAGUAUGACAGAUAAUCACUUCUAGGAUCACAUCGUAAACUAAUCCAUUGGCAGCUUUUUUAUAUCAUGAGAUUUGUAAUAAAAAACAAGUGAAAGAAGUAGAAACGCGUCACUGUAUGGUAAUAUAUCAUUGUCACAAGAUUCUUUAUUGUUCCGUGGAAGCAACAAUAGAUGUGAGAAGGUCGGCAACAGAAAUAUGGCAGCAGACAGUGAGGAACCUCUGAAUUAAUGUCAUAAAAUAUUACAGUAAUGAAUGUAACAGUUUUCAACCAUGAAAAAUGACAUUAAAUUAAUGUAAACGGGUGCGGGGUAACACGAUUCAUGUAUUGGGGUUAUUUCCACUGCAUUGUGUGUUGUCAUCCAAGUGUCCAUUUUCCCCAUAUCUGAGGGGGUUGGGGGUGCUCCAGAUCAAAAUGGCCUCUGGGUGGCCUACGUCUCUGCAGCCAACUGAAAAGCUCACACAUGGGUCACGUUUGAUUGCAGCAACUGAUAAGAACCGAUGGGGUGAUGAUAAUUACUUUGGGUUCUAUUCAUGAAGCAGUGAAAACUGUGGAGAAGUGAGCCAGUGGAGAAGAGCCAAUCAGCACUGAAGUAACAUUUAUAAUUUGCAUACUAUAAAAUUAUACAGAGAAGCUGAUUGGUUGCCAUGGGCAAUUUCUCCAGGGGCUCACUUCUCCACUCUUAUCACUGUUUCAUGAAUAAACCCCCAAAUCACUGCAGAUGUAACUAUAGGCCUGUUUCAGGGAUGUGCACUAAUACUAUUGCAGCUGCAAAUGUGUACGCAACGGCUGUGUGACAAUACGCAAAUGUCACAACCGCCGGGAUUUGUACUCAGACGCCCACCUGCGGCUCCGGGAAUCCAUGCGAUUGCGUGCGAAGACGCAGAUUAGUCGCAUAUCAGAAUUCUGAGUGACCCAGUCUCUCACUUGCAAUGGCCGCCGUAUCUGUGACGCUUGCAUACGUGAUCACAAUCUCAGUCUGUGACACGUCCCCCCCAAACUGUUGUGACACGCCUGCGUAUAUGUGCCUCCACUCCCCCGUUACCUCCCACAAAUGCUCCCUCACUGCGGCCAAAUCCUCACUGUGACCGUGACGGUAAUGCAGGCGGUAUGUGACUCUCACACACGCGCAGACCACCGAUAAUCGCUCCACUGCGGAAACAUCCGGUUUGCGUCCAUCUGUGAAUCGGGCUCUGUGUUCUGUAACAUGUUCCAUGUCGCCAUAUAAUUCCUACAUUUACAGCGCUCAGCUCUGCUAGGGAACAAGAGGAUAAAUUUCAUUUAUAGGGGUCUGAGGUGACGGACCCUAAGGGGUCUGUGAGGUGAUGAACCAUAAGGGGUCUGUGAGGUGACGGACCCUAAGGGUUAUGUGAGUUCUGUGAGAUGACGGACCCUAAGGGUUAUGUGAGUUCUGUGAGGUGAUGGACCCUAAGGGGUCUGUGAGUUCUGUGAGGUGACGGACCCUAAGGGGUCUGUGAGGUGAUGGACCAUAAGGGGUCUGUGAGGUGACGGACCCUAAGGGGUCUGUGAGUUCUGUGAGGUGAUGGACCCUAAGACGUCAUCAGCGCAAACGUUUACAUGACUAUCACAGGUUUACGCCCUCUUCCAUGUAUUGCGUGCUCAGAAGACAUGCCUACAUACGGUUUCUGUGAUAUGACGUUACAGCACCCGGGAUAUUGGCUAUAAUGCCGGUAACCGGGAUACGCGGUUAUUAGGAGUCUGCGGAGCCCGAACCUGCCAAGUUCCCGGUAUUCUGCGGCAUUCUCAGCCAUUACGCAGCAGACAGCGUCACAUUUGCAGAAGCCAGUGAAUUAAUAAUUGAAUGAGGUGGUUAUUGAACAGUGUUACAGUGUGAGUGUUAUCAGCCACUUCUGUGUAUGUCCCACGUGCCCUGCAGCAGGCGGCUCCCCCUUCUGGUGAUGGACAUGAACUGCAUCCUUGUCAGAUAUUGCCGCUAUGUAAUAAGCAGAGUAAAUGUACAUAUCUCAGGAAACGAGACCCUUUCUAACGAUGGAGAGGUGUAAUUUUAUUCAAUAAAGCUUUUUUUU
This is a messenger RNA of Pseudophryne corroboree (corroboree frog), 12024 nucleotides long. Its product is annotated as zinc finger protein 431-like. The transcript has 3 exons. The coding region runs from base 1 to 2412 and encodes 803 amino acids. NCBI's taxonomy places the organism in Eukaryota, Metazoa, Chordata, Amphibia, Anura, Myobatrachidae. Gene Ontology annotation, biological process: regulation of DNA-templated transcription. The record is from RefSeq and is a predicted model, not a curated record.